UUAUGUGAUGAAUCAAUGCUUCCAGAAAAGGGGCUUCUGAGUGACUGCGAGAACAAUUACUUCCAAAUGAACUCGUGCAUCUUAGCAGGGAGCUUUCAGACCACACCUCAGGUCUCUUCUGGUGAUUCUGAAGCCAAACCUCUGAUCUUCACAUUUGUCCCUACUGUCAGAAGACUACCAACCCACAAUCAGUUGGCUGACACUUCUAAAUUCCUUGUUAAAAUUCCCGAAGAAACAAGUGAUAGGAGUCCAGAAACUAUAAAUAGGUCUAAUUUCAGUGACUACUUGACCUUGAAUGCUGAGAGCCAACAAGAGAGAGAACAAGGGACUUCAACUUGUCCUUCAGAGAUCAGUGGGAAGAUUUCACAAGGAAGGAUAUUGAAAACCAACGAAUCUCAAAUAAUGCAGCAAGGUGAUCUCUUUAAAGCUGAAUAUGUCUUUAUCGUGGACUCUGAAGGGGAAGAUGAAAAUACAAACAGAAGAGGUGAACAAGGUUCCCCAGGAGGAACAGGCACCACAGCGGUCCGACCCAAGUCUCUACCAAUUUCUUCCAGCCUGGUCUCCGAAGUGGUGCGCCCCAAAACACGAGGAGCUGAUCUUAAGUCCUCCUUACAUCCUGACAUACCUCAUGGGAUGGCCCCUCAGCCAAAGCAUGGGCAGUUUCCUUCUCCCACUACCUCUGAGCAGCUUGCCUGUAAACCACCUGCUUUCUCCUUUGUUUCUCCAACUAAUCAGAAAAUACCACUCGACCCAGUUAACCUCGAGGGAGCCUCUGUCCUAGAGGAGUUCCACACUAGGAGGCUGGAUGUCAGUGGGGCCUUGGUGGAAGAGACAGCUACGUAUUUUCAGACCACCGCUCACUCUGCACCCAUUGCUUCAUCGAAGGGAGCCUCCUCGGUGUUACCAUUUCCCCAUUCCACUCAACUGUCAGGGUCUGAUUUAUCCAGUCCAAGUGCAGCAGAGCAAAAACCUGAACUGACAUCAGAAGCCUCGAAGAAGACGCCAACUCUCACCUCGCAUGUCCUUAGCCCCAGAGAAACUCCGAGAACCUCUUCACCGUCCUCCGGUGCUUCUCUGAAGUCGAAUUCGACCUCGUACAUACCAGUCCGCAUUGUCACGCACUCACUCUCUCCGAGUCCUAAGCCGUUUACCUCCUCUUUCCACGGCUCUUCUUCCACUCUCUGUAGCCACAGGUCAUCCAGUGGCAGUCUUUCAAAGUCAGGGGUAAAAUCCCCGGUGCCCUCUCGGCUUUCCCUUCUCACCGCUAUUCUCAAGUCAAACCCUUCUCACCAAAGACCCUUUUCUCCUGCUUCCUGUCCUACCUUCUCUGUCAACUCCCUGGCCUCUUCCACACUCACACUUGAUCAAAAAGUGAAGCAAACCCCACCCAUGCCUAAGAAAUCGCUUUCAAGUUGCUCUUUGAGAGCAGGGUCUCCAGAACAAGGAGAACACCGGGUUUCUGAGCUGACACAGCAAUCCUUUCUCCUGCCUUUCUCGGCUGGUUCUACCCCCCUUUCUCAGGUGCCCACUCUCUCCCCUACAAAACAGGACAGUAGCAGUCUUGUUGCUUUGAAUGUAGAGAAAACAGCAUCACCCACUUCUUCCAAGAGCAAUACAGUACUCUCCCUGCAACAAACUAACACAUCCAGUUCUGCAGGUCUUCCUCCUGUCCCUCCAGCCUCUUCUCUUUCUUCUUUAAAGGGCAAACAAGAGGGUGACCUAAGGGGUUCAGAAAAGCCCACCAAUAUUUACAUGCAACCUUUGUCAGCCCCCUCUGUCUUAACUUCUGUAUCUCCUCCUAUCAGUCAAAGAGACACACUCUCCUCUCCUGAGAAAUUCCAUCCUUCCCAAACUCUUUCAAACCUGAUAAACAGAUCCAAAAGAGCAUCACCUCAACUAGCUGGCAAGGGGCUGAACCCUUCACCUCCUCCUUCACUCCCCACCUCCAGUGCGAGCUCUGCUUCUCUUCCAAACUUGGGGUCCCAUUCUUUCUCUCAAGCUAAUCUGUCCACCCAGGCACUGCGGCUCAGUCCCUCAGCACUGCACCCUAAUUGUGGGAGUGGUACCCUGCCUUCAAGACUUGGGAAAUCUGAAAGCACAAUAUGCAACCACUGGUCACCUGUUCCAACCCCAUCACUUCCCAUCCCUCUAACGAGAACCAAGGAGAUGAUUUCACCUUGUGCAUUGUCCAUGCCGCCAGGUCCUGAAAAUAAGAAACCAAAGCAAUACAAGAUCAACUCAAACUACAAGGCUUUCGCAGCAAUUCCUACAAAUGUAUUGCUUUUGGAACAGAAGGCGUUAGAUGAACCAGCGAAGCCUGAAAGUGCCUCCAAGGACGACACGUUAGACCUACCUAUGGAGUUGUGUUUCCCUGCACAGCUCAGGCAGCAAACUGAAGAGCUCUGUGCUACCAUUGAUAAGGUCUUACAGGAUUCCUUGUCUAUGCAUUCUUCUGAUUCUCCUUCAAGGUCCCCACAGAUAUUGUUGGGUUCUGACACAAUGAAAACUCCUACAACUCUUCCAAGAGCAGCUGGUCGAGAAACCAAAUAUGCAAAUCUCUUCUCACUCUCCUCUACUGUGUCUGAGAGCCAACUGACUAAGCCUGGAGUAAUUCGCCCAGUACCUGUAAAAUCCAAAAUAAUACUGAAAACAGAGGAAGAAGUCUAUGAACCCAACCCUUUCAGUAAAUACCUGGAAGAUAACAGUGACUUCUUUUCAGAGCAGGAUGUGACAAUCCCUCACAAGCCUGUUUCGCUCCAUCCUUUAUAUCAGACUAAACUCUAUCCUCCUGCUAAGACCCUGCUGCAUCCACAGACCCUCUCACAUGCUGACUGUCUUACCCCAGGACCCUUCAGUCAUUUGUCCUCUUUUUCACUGAGUGAUGAACAGCAGAAUUCUCAUACCCUCCUUAGUCACAGCGCAUAUAAUAAGCUGAGUCAUCCAAUGGUGGCUAUUCCUGAACAUGAAACUCUUGGUUCCAAAGAGCAAUGAAGUUGGAACAGAAGCUGAAAACACAGGCUGCGGGAGUUUUUUUUUUUUUUUUUU
Molecule: messenger RNA, 3045 nt
Organism: Tupaia belangeri chinensis (Chinese tree shrew)
Lineage: Eukaryota; Metazoa; Chordata; Mammalia; Scandentia; Tupaiidae
Gene: MLIP
Product: muscular LMNA interacting protein
Exons: 14
Coding region: 16-2991 (991 amino acids)
Source: RefSeq, a predicted model, not a curated record